Messenger RNA from Gilbertella persicaria, 513 nucleotides. RefSeq lists its product as uncharacterized. The record is from RefSeq and is a predicted model, not a curated record. The transcript is spliced from 2 exons. Lineage: Eukaryota; Fungi; Mucoromycota; Mucoromycetes; Mucorales; Choanephoraceae. The annotation marks the transcript as partial.
AUGUUUGAAGAGGACGAAGAAGAACUCGAGUUAUUACGUCAAUACGAAGAUAAAGCGCUUGACGCUGACGAAGAUGAAGGACACUCAAGCGAUGGUAUGGAUAGUGAUCUGGAAGACAAGAUCAUGAGUAUGGUGCAGUACGGAUCAGGCAUUUCUAAAAAGAAGCCUAUACCUGCACCUCCAAAACCCGAAACAAGGGUUGAUCCAGCUGUUGUUUACGCACCUACUGAAACAGACGAGAAAAAGAAGUCUGAAUUCUCUGCAUCCAACGAACUUCAGUUACAAGAAGACGAUGAGAGCGAUGAACCCGACCUUUAUAAAAGCAAUAAUAGUGAAUCUGAAGACGAUCAUCUAAGCUCGUUAGAUACAACAGCAAAAACAACAACAGUAGCAGCAGAACCCACAGUAACACGCUAUAUUAAUCUAGAUGAUAAACAAUACAUAGAAGACCAAGAAACAUCAGAGGAAGAAGCUGAAUUAGGCUUAAAACUACAAGAAUUGAUUGAAGAACAG